GUUCGUUUAUUAAAAAGUGAUAAAAAAUUAGCAACACUGACCGUUUCGAGUGCGCUUUAAAUAGUGUUUCUAUAAUUAUUGAGUGUUAUUGUUGUGGGUUGCAAGUGAUGCCAGAAGCGACAACAGACAGGUGGGAGCGGGCAGCGGGCAAGCGGGCAACAACAGCGCGUUUAUGUAAUGUAAGGGCGCUCUACAGGCGCGCGGCAGUGCUCAGCCGACCGCCGCCGCCGCGCCGAGCCGCGCCGCCCGCACCACCCGGACCAUGGACGACGGGCCGCCCCCUCCCGCGCCCCACCAAACCGGCUUCGGAGCUUUCUGCAACGCCAUCUCCGACACGCUCACGGUACGUACGCGUAUCGCCACCGCCACCGCUACCGCCGACGGCCGACCGUCUCCGUUCUCUACCCGAGCGCCACCAGUUUUGGCGCCAGAUCUCGCAACCGACCGACCUCCGAUUCCGCUAAUCCACGAUAUAAAACUUUAGUGUCACUAAAUCUAUUUCGGGGAGCACGUGGCCCGAGGUCGCUACCCGAGGUCUCUACCGUGCCGUCGUCGUCGAGGAAUAGGAAUAAAGUCGAAUAAAAAAUAUAAACACGUUUAUUAUUAGAGCACUCGUUGAGGCCGGGUCGCACGGUAGUGAUUUGUCCGAUGGCUGUGAUAUACAGAAAUACCCGCACAUCAAACGGCUCUCGACGCGCGACGCACGAAGGCAACGCGACAACGCUCCUGCCAUACUCGCCGCACGACCUCCCGCGACCGGCGACGCUCGCCUCGCACGCGACCUGACCGCUGCAUUGCUCUCGAACCACAGGGAAUGGCAACUACGUCCAGAAGUAGAAGAAAGCAGGACGAUGAGAAGAAAAGUAAGAAAAAACAGUCGCCGGUGGAUGACAGGCCUACCGUGCCCGCGCCCAGCGAGGCAAUGCUCAACAAUCUACGCACAGCGUUCGGCCUUCUUGACCGGGACAGUGAUGGUCACGUGACCCCCGAGGAGUUGCAGUUCAUGUUGCGGAAUCUUGGCAUCGAAGUGAGCGACGACCUUAUCUCCGACCUCAUCAAGGAUGCCAGUAAAACUGGAAACGGCCUCAUAGACGAGAAUGAUUUCAUGCAGUGGGUGACAAAAAUACAGGCGUUACAAGGGAUGGACGUCAGUAACAGUGGAGGGGACACAGAAGAAGAAAUCACUAGAGACUUACUGGCAGCAUUCAAAGUAUUCGACCGUGAUGACAACGGGUACAUAACACGCGAUGAGCUGCGGUCCGCGCUGGAGAUGAUCGGCGAGCCGGUCACCGACGCGCAGCUCAACCAGGUGCUGGCGCUCGGCGACAUCGACCAUGAUGGCCGCAUCGAUUACGAAGAAUUCGUGAAGAUGCUGCUGUAACGUAAUUUUUUUCUUGUACCUCAGUGAGCAAAACCUCAUUAGAUGUAACAAUAUUUUUUAAAGACAAGUGUUCUUCGGGUGGAUAGUGCUCCCGACUGAUAAGAUCUGUACCAAUAAUGUAGCUUUCGGUCAUUGUCAAACCACUAUCUGAUAUGUGGAAAUAAUAUAAUAAACUUCAAGACAUAGCAUUAUUAAUAUUUGAUAGUAUUCUGGCUAUUCAUAGCAUAUUUUUAAGCAACGUCUGUUAACCCUUAUAGUGCAAACUUUCGCAUACCAGUCUUUGUAUUCGAAAAUUCGGAUAGUAUUCUAGUCAUAAUAAUGAAAAUGACGAAAUCUCCAAAAAGUGUACAUAGCUGAUGUUGGUGUGACAACGACGUUUUGUUAAAAUCAACAGCUAAUAAUAUUUAAUUAAGAUGUAUUGUUGAUGUUUCUAUUACCAAGAAAAAGCUACAUUCUGUACAGACGCAUGAUAGCAGAAGCUGCGCAUCGCUAGACAACUCUUCCAUUCAGUUUUUCUGUGUAUUUUUUAUAUUAAUCAGGUAUAUUUAAUAUGAAAGACAUCAUCUUUAGGAACUAACAACAUACCUAUUUAUUAUAUUUUAGAUAUAUUUAUUUAUUGGAAUAAAAAAGUACUUUUAAAUAAAUGGAAAAACAAUAAUUAAUAAUAAUAAUUACAGAGCGUAAGUUGCAGUUGCCUACUGUUAAAUGUAUGUUGUAUAUAGAAGUAAUUUUGUAAUUAAUAACUAAUGUAGGUUAAUAUCAUUAAAUUCGAUGUGAUAACAUACACAUUUGUAACACACAUACUUAUAGAAAUAUAAAAAAAAAUGCUGUUAGUGAAUAUAAUAGAUUACUAGAUAUCAGAGCCGGCCCGUUUAAUCUGGCACCCUAGGCCACUUACCGAUAUGCACCCCUCCUUCCUUCCCCCUGGUUGGGGACUUAACAAAGUUUUUUUAUCUUAAUUGUGGAGGACCCUCUCUUGUGGGCCACAGCCUGCCCUGCCUUAAAACCGUCCCUGCUGGAUAUUGUUGAGUGAGACCAUACAUUGUACUGAGCUCAAGCCCGAUAUUCAAAUAAAAGAUGUACUACUUAAAAUACAUAUUGUCAAAAUUAUAAAUAUUAAAAACAUUUUUACAAACAUACAAGUAGAUGUUGUUGAAAGUUCCUAAAUUAAUAUGACCAUAGAUCAAAAUGACGACAAUAAAAUUAAAAAACCCUAAUAUUUAGAAAUUUGUGUAUUUACAAUAUUAAUAUUUUGUUAAUUUUUUAUCACGAUACGUUAUGUUUUUAUUACGUUUUUUAUUAGGAUAUCGGAACAGAACCGACAAUAUCUAAUAUUUAAUAUAGUGCGUGCUCGAAUUUUAUUGCAAAUUUUGGAACAUUUGUAGACAUAAUUUGUAAAAAAAACGUGUAUUUUAUUUAUGAAAUAACGAACUAUGUACUUCAAAUGUAAUAUUGCAAACAGUAAGGUUGUGAAAUUUUGGUUAAUUCUGCACAGAUUUUUCAGCGCUGUCAAUAUUUUUAAGAUGAAAUAUUAAAGUGUACCGUAUUUAAGUAUUUAUGAACUAUUGUUGAUGUUAAACUUUUGUACCUUGCAUAUGUAAAUAUUAACUAUAAUUGAGGACGUCAUUAUGAAACUUUAAAAUGGACAAAUGUAUUUUUUUUAUUGUUUACAAUGUAAAUUCAAGGUUUAACGAAAAUUUACUCAAUCUCCAAUUAUUCGCUUUUACUUUACAACGUAUCCUAGUUAUUAUUGUACAUAAUCUUUUAAGCUAAUAUUUACAAUUGCAAUAUACAUAAAAAUCAUGUUAGUAUAAUAGUCAUUGAGCCUUCGAAAGGCAAGUGAUUUGGAAUGAAAGUGAUCAAUAAAAAUAUGAAUUUGUUAUUUAUUUUAAUUGUUGUUUUAGAAUUUGUUAUAAAUACCUACAUCCUUUAUUUCUUUAUAAAAAACAACUUAUUUUUUCCGAAAAGUAACCAAUACCGAAAGGAACUUUUACAAGCAAUAAGAUACUUUUAAUUGUGAAUUUACAGUAUAUACAAGAUAUUAUGAUGGUCUUUACAAUGUAGGUAAUCACUGAAGUAGGAAAACUUAUAAUAUGUACCUACCUACAUACCUUUAAUCAAAUUAUUACCUACUAGCUAUCUUAAGAUGUUCAGAGAAUACAUUGUUCAUUUAUUAGAGUCGCAAGUAUGAAAUAAAUAAAAAAAAAACAAUAAUAUUAACUCAUUCAAUAGACUUUCCACAUUAUUCCAAAACGCGAACUAAAGUUGUUUAGUACUAAUGUUGAUUCUGUUUUCUUUUUAACAAAGAAAGUGUUAAAAUAAUCCAGGUGUAAAUUUAGUCUACGUAUUGUAAUAAGGCGAUAAGUAUCAGGCGGUAGUAUUAAAUAAGGGCCAUCAUAAAAUGUUGUAACAAUUAAAUCGCUUAGCAGCAGAAUCAAUCUUUUCCAUUUAAGAAUUUGCUGAUGAAGUCAGUGGGUCGAGGUUCAAUAGUGGGCUUCCAAUUUGCCAUAACGUGACCUUUUUGCUGCCAGCUGUACUUUAUCUCUUGAAGUUCCAUAUAGCCCUGUCAUAACUAAGAUAUCAAUGAUCCUUAUAUCGGUUACACACGCAUUUUUGUAAAAUUGUUCCCUUAUUUUUGAACGGAUUUGGCUUUCAGAUUUGGGAAUGUCAAAAUAUUUAUGAAUAUAAGGAAUAUAACGAUAAAACGCCCUGUAAAGCCCGAUUGCUCUUCUUCGCGCUUCACAGAAAUCAGUCGACAUUAGUGGUUUCACAACCCGACAGGUUGUUUUCAUAGUCUCACGGCCAGCCAUUUUUUAUACAAUUACUAUUAUUUUAUGUUCUGGAGUUUAAUUAUCUCAGAGACUGGAGAUGAGUUUUGUUUUACAAUAUAGGUAAAAUUCGUCCAAAAAUUUUAUUUUGAUUUACCAGUUGUCAAUUUUGACACGAAACUUCGAUUAAGUUAUUUUUGUCGAUGGAAGAAAGUAUUGAAUGGGUAUUAUAAUUUAUUGUUUUAUCUAAUACUAGCUGACCCAGCGAACUUCGUACCGCCAUAAAAAUAGGGGCAGGUGGUACGCACGUGCUAAUAGGCUAGUUGACUCAUAUCGAAUUGUAUUAAAUAAAUGUUUAUUUCUUACAGUAUUUGGUCUAAGGAACCUAAAUAUAUCGAUUUCACUUCAUAAAAGCAGAAGAUUGCUGUAGAAAUUUAAUUUUAAAAAAUAUUUUUUAGUCUAUAUUUUUUAAACACUAAAAACGCUGUUCGCCACAUCCGCCAUGAUUGUGACGUCUCUUUCAGUAAACAACUAAAUGUCAUUCGCGUGUUAUUGUGGGUGGAUUCUUUAGUCUGAAUAAAUUUAUCUUAAAACACUUUUAACUUUAGAAAAGUUUCCGUUUACUUUUUUUUUUGACAAAACUAAUUAUGGAUGCCGGCUUUGUGAAAGCAGAAAGCACAAAUCUGCCAAGAAUUGACGCAUUGAUGGUUGGUGAAUUUUUUGCACUAAACCCCCAUUUUUGCUCUGCGGAGCAGAUAAACGACAAGGCAUCUAUGUAAGUACAGUGCAUUUAGUAUUACAAUGUAGUAAUAAACAUAAAACUGAUACAACAUAUGAAUAAGUGUAAUAAAGUUGCGUAGGUUAAUUUCUUUCGGCACUUUAAUCCAUAACAUUCCUGGAGUCUUCAAGGAUGUGUUUUUAUAUUCUCGUACAAUACAAUAAUGUUAAUUACUUUAUUUUUCGUGGUAUUUAUUAGAAAUCGUGUUCUUUUUAUCAUAAACUCAAAUAAGUUAUUUUCUACGUGCUUACGAGUUU
Messenger RNA from Chilo suppressalis (striped riceborer), 5184 nucleotides. Lineage: Eukaryota; Metazoa; Arthropoda; Insecta; Lepidoptera; Crambidae. The record is from the annotation of a GenBank genome assembly.